AUGGCUACAGCUACCGUCCGGGUGGUUCCAGUCGAAUGGAACACGCAAGCAUGCAAGAGCACGUGUGAACGUCUGAGACAAGACCAAUCACUUCACGUGGAGAUCGGCAAGAUCCAGCAAAGUGGUCUCGUCAAGAGUUUACACUUGGCUGGACAAAGGGCAGAGUCCGGCACAAGCGAUGAGAAAGUCGACAGCUGGAUGCGACAAGUUACCAGGAACGGCAGGUCAAAAUGUUGCAGGAUUGCUGAAGCGCUGCAUCGGGCAUACCGUGUCUCGAGGUAUCGACCGUUUCGGACGAGGGAAAGGAACUCGCCUUCGACUCGUGAGAGAGGGAUGCAGCUGCACCUCCGCGACUCUGCGUCUCAGGAAGCCCAGCCGCGGUGGCUCACUGAGUUUGAUGUUGAGGCCGGGGCCCUUCGAGCUGCCCUCGUCGAGACAGCAGGUUUUCCUGUAGGCUUCCAAGAAGAAAGCCACACGAAGGCGCCAAAGCCCUUUGCGGCUCCGCGGCUUGUGCCAAUUGGCGGCGGCGCAGGAUUAUGGGCUUGCGGUGCAUCGACCUUUCUAGCGCCAUCAUGGAAUUCGGUAGCUCGCCCGCCUGGCGAAUGUGCUACGGAAGUCGUCUCACGCUCCGAAAAGGGAAGAUCAAUUGAUGUCACAGUAAUAGUCGCAUCAGCUCUAUUGCCUGGCAGGUCAGAGGCUUACGGGAAACAUGUACACAAAUCUGUCGUCAUGCAGGAGAUCAGCACAGAUGGAUCACCAGGGCGAGAUUUGCUUUCCUGUCAAAUCGUCGGUGAUGGCGCAUGA
Messenger RNA from Zasmidium cellare ATCC 36951, 804 nucleotides. RefSeq lists its product as uncharacterized. NCBI's taxonomy places the organism in Eukaryota, Fungi, Ascomycota, Dothideomycetes, Mycosphaerellales, Mycosphaerellaceae. The record is from RefSeq and is a predicted model, not a curated record. The transcript has 2 exons. Bases 1 to 804 code for a protein of 267 amino acids.